Molecule: messenger RNA, 2411 nt
Organism: Xenopus tropicalis (tropical clawed frog)
Lineage: Eukaryota; Metazoa; Chordata; Amphibia; Anura; Pipidae
Gene: ca13
Product: carbonic anhydrase 13 gene 1
Molecular function (GO): zinc ion binding; carbonate dehydratase activity
Source: RefSeq, marked provisional
GGAAGAUCAGCAACUUUGCAACAACUUUAGCAUUUAGCUAAAUUAUAGCAAAGAAACCAAGCAAAGGGGAAACUCUGGGACACUGCUACCUCAAACAUGAUGCACCAGUGGGGAUACGAAGAUCACAAUGGCCCAGAAGUGUGGCACGACCUGUUCCCUCUUGCCAAUGGCGAUCGCCAGUCUCCAAUCAAUAUCAUAACAAGAGAUGCUAUCUAUGACCCCUCACUGCAGCCUCUCCAGGUUAAUUAUGACCAUGACUCUGCAAAAGUUGUCAUUAACACUGGCCAUACAUUCACCAUGGAGUUUGAUGAUGGGGACGAUACCUCAGUGCUCAGGGGUGGCCCCUUCAUUGGAAGCUACAGACUACGUCAGUUCCAUUUUCACUGGGGGUCCAGCGAUGGCCAUGGCUCUGAACACAAGGUGGAUGGCAUGGACUAUGCAGCUGAGCUGCAUAUUGUACAUUGGAAUUCAGAAAAGUUUUCCAGUUUUGUUGAGGCAGCUUGUGCGCCAGAUGGACUCGCUGUACUGGGGGUGUUCCUAAAGGUUGGUGAGCCGAACAGAUACAUUGAGAGAAUAACAGAUACUUUUGGUGCUAUCAGAUCUAAGGGCAAACAGUCUCCAUUUACAAACUUUGAUCCAUCAUGCCUGCUCCCUGCCAGCAUGGAUUUCUGGACCUACCCAGGAUCCCUAACUGUUCCACCGCUUCUAGAAAGUGUCACAUGGGUUGUUUUAAAGGAACCAAUAUCUAUUAGCCAUGAACAGCUGGCCAGGUUCCGCAGCCUCUUGUUCACCAAAGACACAGCAGAGAUAGAAGCGUGCUGCAUGAAAAGCAACCACCGCCCAGUUCAGCCACUCAAGAACCGGAAAGUCAGAGCAUCUUUCCUUUAGAUCAAUGCUCUCCCAAUUUAUUGCAUGUAGAGGUCCAAUUAUUUCUUAUACAUCGUUUUCCAGGGCCAAAUUAAAUUAGAAUGAUGAUGUCAUGCAAUGAAGUCUAUGAAAACUGAGGGCCAUAAAAACCCUUUGAAGGGCCAUAUUUGGCCAGUGGGACUCAAAUUGGACAGCCCUGCUUUAGAACACUUCCAGUGCUCUGCUAAAACCUUUAUCAAGCUUUUGUUUAUUGUAAGUGUCUUUGUAUAUGAUUGAUAUUCCUUUGAAUGACUGGAUUGCCUAUUUAAGCCACUGCCAUUAUUGCAGAAACAGGAGCCAGUACAUCAUACAAUGACAUUUCUGUUAAUUCAGUGCUUCCUAUAUUGUUGCAACAGUUUCAGGAAGGAUCUUUCAUGUUUCAGCACAAUAUUCCCCCAUACACAAAGUAAGGUGUGUGACGAAUGGUUUUGCUGAGAUGGGAGAAGAACUUGGCUGGCCUAACCUCACCAUAUGGAACAACUUUUGGCUGAGCUGUAAUACCGAUACAAGUCAGGCCUGAUCAGCUAGCAUCAGUGUGAAUGGAAACAAAUCCCGCCAUAUUCCAAAAUCUAGUAGAAACCCUUCCCAGAGAAGUAGAAAAUAAAAGCUGUUUUAGCAACAGAGAGACUACCAAUUUGAUAUUAAUAUCCUUGGUAUUAAAAUGAAUUGUUGGAUAGACAAGUGCCCACAUCUAUUUGGCCACAUAGUUUAGAUGUAAUUAAGUUAAAAAAGUUACAUUCAGUAUUACUUAAAAUAAUAGGGUGUUACCCACUAAUCUUAUGGCUAGAUACCUAAUCGGUGCUCUAUGACGACAGACCACAGGCCACUUAUGUGAUAAAUUGAAUGUGUUGCCUUGCUUUAAACUAGAGGGUCUGAUUUUUUUCAUCAUUUUUUUUUUUUUAAAAUACUGUUUCCUGGUUGAAGAAACAGGAUGCAAAGACUUUACGCUCAGAAACUAAACAAAAAUAGGUAAAAAAUAUUUUCAUAUGAAUGCUAAUAUAAAAUUCAGACUGUUGAUUGUAUGUGGCAGCCCAAUGUGAUCUUCUGGGAUUUUUCACCUGGAACAAUAUACUGUACAUCCACGUGAGCCCAGAACUGAUUGGGGAGGCUAUUGAUUUGGUCCAAUGCAUUCAAUUAUUUACUGCUAAUUUGGUCAACAGAGGUGGUAAUCUUCCUUCAUCUUGUAGUUUAAAGAAAUGAGGGUGUACAUGUGGCCUUCUUUAGAUUAGCUGUCAUAGGGAAUACCCUAUUUUCCAUUUAAUAUUUCCUAUAUGGUAUUGUGUAUUGAGUUAUUUUCUUUGUUGGUUAAUGUCACAUUGCAUUGUCUGAGAGGUAAGGUAUCUCCACAAGGUUCUAAGUGCCAGAAGCAUAGUCAUCUUGGUCAGGAUUUUUUAGGAUUGUAUCCUUUUUGAUAAUUGUAUAUUACAUGUAUUCUAAUGUAUCGCCUCUGUUUUAUUUUUUUUUACUGAUACAGAUAUGGUUAAAUAAACAUGGUUUUUAAUAAA